GCUCGGACCAUCUGAGUUCUCCAGCUUCGCCCGCCCCAUAGAAAGAAAGCUCCGAUACAUAGAUCGUUCCUGAGCCCUGCGCAAUCACUACUACGCAGCACUCAUCCCACACGGGAGCGGCAGGUUUCGUUUGAAGGUUCCCCCGUUUGGCUGCGCUGUUAAUUGAGCGAUGCUGAAAUCCACCUAUACUCCGCCGCCUCCAUUACCACCUGGAUGGACCGAGCAUAAAGCACCAUCAGGGCAUACGUACUAUUACAACGCAGAGACAAAACAAUCGACCUAUAAAAGACCUACUGCGCCUCCAGUUGCGCCCCAAACAGUCCCUCAACCUAUACAGGAGCAAAACCCAGCAUACUUUGCUCCGGGAAAUCUUCCUCCGUUUUCUUCGCACCCGUAUGGACCGGCAGGAUUUGGUACUACUGGGGCAUUUCCCAGUCACUAUGGACCAGGCCGUGGAGGAUUCAAAGGGGGAAGAAAUUAUCAGGACCGAAGGCGCCGGGAACCAGAGGACAGACCGAAAUCAAAACACCCAAUCCCAGGUUGUGCUCCCUGGCUGCUGGUUAAGACAAAACUGGGGAGACGAUUCGUACAUAAUCCAGAGACAAAUGAGAGUUUCUGGAAAUUUCCUCAAGAGGUUUUGAAAGGGGUGGUGGAAUAUGAUCGCAUCGAAAGAGAGAAGAAAGAGAGGAGAGAACGUGGCGAGGAGACCGAAGAGGAAGAUGUACACGAUCCGGCAGAUAGACGUGAAGUCUCCACGGCGCCCUCUCAGCCUGAGAAGGCGGAAGCCGAAACAGUAGCCGGUGGCCUCGAAGACAGCGAUGAAUAUGAAGAGGUCGAAGUCACAGAUAGCGAAGGCGAAGAGCAGCCAUCGAAGCGUGCCAGAACGGAGGACGAAGUCCCCAAAGAUGAGCCGCUAGAGUUCAACGAAGAGGAUAUUGAAUAUCAACUUGCAGCAAUGGGCGAAGAAUACGGGUUGGAUCCCGGUGAAUAUGGAGAGCCGGGCGAGGAGGCAUGGGAAGAAGGUGCCGAAGGAUUACCACUCACAGAAGAGGAUGCGAUAGCGCUAUUCCGUGACCUUCUCGAUGACUUUCAGAUCAAUCCUUUUACGACGUGGGAAAAGGUAAUCGAAGAAGGACGGAUCAUAGAGGACAGCAGAUAUACGGCUCUGCCCAAUAUGAAGUCAAGGCGAGAAGCAUGGUCGAGCUGGAGCCGAGACCGUAUCCAGGAUCUGAAGGAACGCAAGGAAAAGCAAGAGAAAAAAGACCCCAGAAUUCGGUACCUCGCGUUCCUCCAGGAACAUGCUACACCCAAACUCUACUGGCCUGAGUUCAAGCGGAAGUUCAGGAAAGAACCAGAGAUGAAAGACACGAAGCUCUCAGACAAGGAUAAGGAGAAAUUCUACAGGGAGCACAUAUCGCAACUCAAACUUCCGGAAAGCACCAGGAAGUCAGAUCUCUCUAGCUUGCUAAAAUCUGUUCCGCUGCAUUUAUUGAACAGGUCAUCGAAUAUCCAAGCACUUCCUCCGCCUGUUCUUACUGAUAUCCGGUACAUUUCUCUUCCGCCAAAGGUGCGCGACCCACUUAUUGAAGCAUACAUCUCAACUUUGCCUCCUGCACCAGAGAACGAGAACAUAACCGCCGAGGAGCGAGAAGAAUUGGACAAAAAGAAUUUGGAACGUGAAAAGCGCGAAAAGGCACUGGCAGAGCGUGAGAAGAGGGUGCAGGAAGAAAAGAGGAGACAGAGGGGUGAUCUGCUGCGUGGUAAGAACCUAUUACGGGAGGGGGAAGCAGAGGUUGAAAUGGCUAUGAAAGUUGGCAAGGAGGGACUGAUGAGCCAUAUGGGGUCUAAUAAUGAGUCUGUACGAGAUAAACCAGAGGGCGCGGCUGAUUAAUCCCUUGCUUAUGAUGUAUAUAUCACACUUACUAUGAACAUAUAUGAUG
This is a messenger RNA of Paecilomyces variotii, 1940 nucleotides long. Its product is annotated as FF domain protein. The coding region runs from base 170 to 1891 and encodes 573 amino acids. Lineage: Eukaryota; Fungi; Ascomycota; Eurotiomycetes; Eurotiales; Thermoascaceae. The transcript has 2 exons. Gene Ontology annotation, cellular component: nucleus. Gene Ontology annotation, molecular function: RNA polymerase binding; transcription coregulator activity. The record is from RefSeq and is a predicted model, not a curated record.